AUGGCCGCUCCCCGCCACGCCGCCCGCCCGCGCGCCCGCCCCGCCGAGCGCUGGGUGGGCCCCGCGCAUGGGAACGCCGCGGCGGGCGAGCUGCGAGUGUGCCCCGGCGCGUGCAAGGGCCGGGAGGGGGCCUGCGGGUGCGUGCGGGUGCGCCCGGGGGGGGGGGCGUGGGCACGGUCGACGCACCCGAGAACAAGCGUGUCUGCGUGUGAGCGCCUCCGAGUGCGCACAAGCACCCACGUGUGUAAGCACGUACGAGCGUGCACAAGCGCGUGCAAACACGCCUGCCUGCACGAAUGCCCCCGAGCGCUGGCGAGCGUGCAACGCCACGAGCGUGCCGGCGCCCCGCGGCGAGUCCCGAGGCGCCGGUGCCACCCUUGGGUGCCCGCAGGUUGCUGGUCGGGGGUGGUGGAGGUGGAGCGCAGCGUGACGGCGGUGCUGGGCCAGGACGUGGUGCUGCCGUGCCGGUACCGGGCGCAGGAGGGCGAGCAGGUGGUGCAGGUGACGUGGCUGAAGCGGGGCCCGGCGGGGCACAGCGCCGAGGUGGCCGUGCUCAACCGGCAGCACGGCGAGCACGUGCAGGACGCCUAUGCUGGCCGCGUGCUGCGGCGGGCGCCCGGCGCGCUGGAGGACGGCGCCAUCGUCCUGCGCAACGCCGUGCAGGGGGACGAGGGCGACUACGAGUGUCACCUCAUCACCUUCCCCAUGGGCAGCUUCGAGGGGCGCCUCACCCUCAAGGUGCUGGUGCCGCCGCUGCCCAUCCUGAACCCGGGGCCACCGCUGGAGGAGGGCCAGGGCCAGACGCUGGCGGCCUCGUGCACAGCGGAGGGCAGCCCCGUGCCCUCGGUGCGCUGGGAGACGGAGGUGCGGGGCACCAACACCACGCGCCGCUCGGUGCACUCCCGCUCCGCCUCCGUCACCAGCGAGUUCUUCCUGGUGCCCGGGCGCAGCAUGAACGGCAAGAGCCUCACCUGCGUGGUGGCACACCCCGGGCUGCGCCACGAGAAGAGGAUCACCCACCAGCUCAGCGUCGCCUACCUGUCGGACGCCUCGGUGCUGGGGCACUCGGAGGAGUGGGCAGAGGGCAUGGAGGGGGCCACGCUGACCUGCCUGGGGGACGGCAACCCGCCGCCCACCUACAACUGGACACGGCUCAACGCCCCGCUGCCCGCCGGCGUGCGGGUGAAGGGGGACACCCUGGUCUUCCAGCGGCCCCUCGCCGCCGCCGACGCCGGGGACUACGUGUGCCGCGUGGCCAACCGCGUGGCCACCAAGGAGGCGCGGGCCAAUGUCAGCGUCAAGGGCAGGGCGGCAGAGAACGAGGUGCGCAAGGUGGACCUGGUCUCUGCCUCGGUGGUGGUGGUGGGCGUCAUCGCCGCCGUGCUGCUCUGCGUCCUGGUCGUCGUCGUCGUCGUCAUGACCCUCUACCACAAGCGCAAGACCAAGCGCAUCUCGGAGAAGUACGAGGAGGAGCUGACGCUCACCAGGGAGAACUCCAUCCGGCGCCUGCACUCCAGCCACAGCACCGACACGCGCACCCAGCUGGAGGAGACGCUGCACCUGCGUGCCGAGAGCCGGCAGGGCAGCCUGCGGGGGGACAGCCUGCGGGGGGACAGCCUGCGGGGCACCAGCAUCUGCUCUGCCAUGAGCGAGGAGGCCGAGGGGCGCAGCUACUCGACGCUCUCGACGGUGCGGGAGAUCGAGACGCAGACGGAGGUGCCGGCGGCCCCGCUGCUGCCUGCCCCGGAGGGCAAGGAGCCGAAGGAGGAGGAGGAGGACAGCGGGGACAACCCCAUCAAGCAGGCCAUGACCCACUUCGUGCAGGAGAACGGCAUGCUCCAGGCCAAGCCCACCACCAACGGCAUCUACAUCAACGGCCGCGGGCACCUGGUGUGAGCGCGGCGGCGGCACGGGACGGGACGGGUGGCAGGGCGAGGGGGGGGACGCGCAAGGGACCCCUGUCCCCUCCGCGGCUUCCCCCGCUCUGCCGCUGCCCGCCCGCUGGCUGGCUCGGGGCUCGGUCCCCAAACGCCGCCCUUGCUGCUUGCACCGCGCCCGGGACAUGCACCGCGCCCCAGGAGGGGGCUCCGGCCCCCGAACCCCUUGCUGCUGGCACGAGCCUGGGGACACGCACCAUGCCCCGCUCGGGGACAGCAGUGGCAGGCCAGAAAGGAGGUGACAACAGCGCCCAGGACCCCCGGGCGCCGGAGCUGCCAGGCACCCACAGGCGUGGGGACAUGGGGACACGGGACCCCACGGACAGAUGGAUGGGCGGGAGCCCCGGUGGGGCUCAGACCUCCCCCCCAGAACAUCCCUUCGGACUCUGGGUCAGCUCCUUUCCGCGCGCAGCACUGGGGGACCCCCGGGGGUCCCCGCUCGGGAUGCGGUUCGCCGGUGGCACUUGGGACGCUUGUGUCCCCUCCCCGAUCCCGGCUGUCCCCUUCCCCCAUGGCACAGACACGUUCCCCCCAUCCCCCUCCCAGCCCAAACCCCCAAACCGGGGCUCGCCCGUCCCACCCCGCACCCCCAGACCCUGCCGAGGGCCCCCCCCGAGCCCGGGGCUGGCGGCGGGGGUCCCCGUGGGGCCGCUCGGCCGGGGGUCCCGCUGUACAUAGAGCCCCAGCGUGUACAUACCUGUACAGGACGGGGGUCCCCGUCGCCCUUUCGUAUCUGCACUGCUGGUUUUGUAAAUAAAUCCCGCGCGGGACCCUGGGACCGA
Molecule: messenger RNA, 2719 nt
Organism: Oxyura jamaicensis (ruddy duck)
Lineage: Eukaryota; Metazoa; Chordata; Aves; Anseriformes; Anatidae
Gene: NECTIN4
Product: nectin cell adhesion molecule 4
Exons: 9
Coding region: 1-1896 (631 amino acids)
Biological process (GO): heterophilic cell-cell adhesion; homophilic cell-cell adhesion
Cellular component (GO): adherens junction
Source: RefSeq, a predicted model, not a curated record